AUGCAUUUCACCGCUGUUGCUCUUGCUGCCCUCGCAGGAUUUGCCCCUCUCAUUGAGGCUCAUUACACCUUCACUCAGCUGAUGGUCAACGGUUCCNNCCCUGUCGGUAAAGACUGGCAGUACAUCCGUCAGCACACCAGAGGCUACCAGCCUACCAAGGGCUCAGAGAUUCUCCAGACCGACUUCCGCUGCAACACGGGUGCUGGAUCGGGCGCCAACACUGAGGUCUACUCCGUCAAGCCCGGUGACAAGAUCGGCAUGAAGCAGGGCUUUGGUGCAAACGGAAUUGAGGUGGGUAUCUAUGCUCUUUAUCUGACAAGAAGUUUACUAACGUUCUUUUGCUUCUCANNGCACCCUGGUCCCGCUCAAGUCUAUCUGAGCAAGGCACCUGGUUCAGUCAAGAGCUACGAUGGUAGUGGUGACUGGUUCAAGGUCCAACAAGACAUCCUCUGCAAGUCAGGCAGCCCCGAGUCCCUCAAGACCGACGCAUGGUGCAUCUGGAAGAAGAACAACAUCGAGUUCACUGUCCCUGACAACAUUCCCGAUGGCGAAUACCUCGUCCGCAGCGAGCACAUUGGUAUUCACGGUGCCCAUGACGGUCAAGCUGAAUUCUACUACUCCUGCGCUCAAAUCAAGGUCCAAGGUGGCAAAGGCUCCUCUACCCCCGCGGGUGUCAAAAUCCCCGGUGUCUACCAAGUCAAUGACAAGGCUAUCAACUUCAGCGUCUGGGGCUCUGCUACUUCUUACCCUGAUCUGCCCGGUCCUGCUGUUGCUGCUGGCGGUCGCACUACUGGCUCUAUCGAUGGCAAGAGCAGCGGUACUUCUAUGGCUAAGCGUGCUCUCCAAGGUGGCUCUCUCGCUUCCAGAGCUGCUGCUGAGGUCAACAAUGCUUAG
Molecule: messenger RNA, 894 nt
Organism: Aureobasidium musti
Lineage: Eukaryota; Fungi; Ascomycota; Dothideomycetes; Dothideales; Saccotheciaceae
Source: the annotation of a GenBank genome assembly